Messenger RNA from Cynoglossus semilaevis (tongue sole), 4616 nucleotides. It is a transcript of the gene myom2b, whose product is annotated as myomesin 2b. Gene Ontology annotation, molecular function: protein binding. NCBI's taxonomy places the organism in Eukaryota, Metazoa, Chordata, Actinopteri, Pleuronectiformes, Cynoglossidae. The transcript has 39 exons. The record is from RefSeq and is a predicted model, not a curated record. Gene Ontology annotation, cellular component: M band. Gene Ontology annotation, biological process: sarcomere organization. Bases 150 to 4397 code for a protein of 1415 amino acids.
GCCUCAGGCAGUGGUACGGGGGUCGGUUGCUGGCGGGUGGAGGUUUGUUGGCCCGGUGCUUGGUUUAGGCUGACUCCCUGUGGGUUCAGGCUGUCACCCGAAGUCACAGCAAAGGAUAUCCUCGAGGGGUCAGUACAGACAGUGUCACCAUGUCAGUGUGGAGCAAACGUGGGACAUACAACCAAGAGUACUACCACAAACAGAGCCAAUAUGUGGUUAAGGAAUACAGCAGCUCUGUAAAGAUGGAGGAACGAUAUGAGCAUAAAAAACAAUCACGCAUCCAGGAAGUGGUCACCACAAAGAUGAAGGAGAAAUAUGUGCGUGAGGAGCCAAUGAUCAGGGGACCAAGCUUUGUGGUCCGACUCAGGUCCCACACUGUGUAUGAAAACACUCCCAUCAAACUCUUCUGUACUGUGGAGGGCUUUCCCUUACCAUUGGUCAAAUGGUACAAAGAUGGUGUGAUUUUGGACAUUUCCUCUGGAAGGUAUCUAGUAACAUCCAAAGGUGGAAGCCACGCCCUGGAGAUUCCCAGAUGCACGACUGACGAUACAGCCAUGUACACAGCAGUUGCUGGAAACCUCCACGGCCAGGUCUCCACUCAGGCCUCUGUCAUUGUCAAGAGAUACAGGGAGGAGGAUGAGAGCUGCUCCUAUGCCUGGCUGCCUUUCACAGCUGGUAUGCUCCCUGAGGUCCAGUACACCAAAAUCAACAUCUCUUUUGUGGAGAAGUUUGAACCUGUGUUCGCAUCCGAGGGAGGAUCUGCCUCCUUGUCUGCCUCCAUGGUCCUGGAGCCCAACCUGGCCAACCUGCAGCCAGAGGCUCAGUGGUAUAGAGACGACGUUCGUCUCUUUGACUCUAAGUGGGUGAAGAUUGAAACUGGCAGAGGAUUCACCAAACUGACGAUCCCUAACCUGUACAAAGAUGAUGAAGGAGUGUACACACUACGCAUGGUAACCAAGGGAGGCAUUGCAGAGCACAGAGCUUUUGUCUCUGUUGCAGAUGGUCCUCCCCCUGUUCCCAAUGCCCCUGGUGCUCCCAUGGACCUCAGGAUCCAUGAUGCCAAUAGAGACUAUGUCAUUGUGUCAUGGAAGCCACCAAACACCACCACAGAGGGUCCAAUCCUGGGAUACUUUGUGGACAAAUGUGAGGUCGGAACAGAGAACUGGACGCAGUGCAAUGACCAUCCCAUUAAGAUCUGUAAAUACCCAGUGUCCGGGCUGUUUGAGAGUCACUCUUACUACUUCAGAGUCAGAGCAGUUAACUCUCAUGGUAUUAGCAAACCAUCCCGCAUAUCUGACCCAAUUGCUGCUCUGGAUCCCACUGAGUUUGAGAGGCUUCAUGCCAAAAAGCUUGGAGGAAACCUGGAUGUAGUGUCUUACCAUGAUGUAGUUGAAGAGGAAGGGAAGCCUCCAGGAGCUCCAUCCGGAAUCCGUGUCUCAGAAAUAGACAGAACCUACGUGGUUCUCAGCUGGAAAGCUCCGGCCUACGGUGGCAAAGCUCCAAUGUGGUACUACAUUGAAAAGUGUUUGGCUAACAGUGAGGCCUGGCAGCGUGUCAACACUCAGGUUCCCGUUCGAUCCCCACGUUAUGCUGUCUUUGACCUGGCUGAGGGCACAGAGUAUAAGUUUAGAGUGUUGUCAGCUAAUAUCCAUGGAACCAGUGCACCGUCGGAGCCGACACGACCCAUCACGACUCAGCAAAUUAAAGGUGUGCCAUCAGCUCCUGGACAGGUAGUUGCCACAAGGCAAACCGACACCUCUGUCCUCAUCCAGUGGGCUGCUCCGAAGGAACCAAACAAUCUGAUUGGCUAUUACAUUGACCAGUGUGUCAAAGGUUCCAAGGACUGGACUUCUUCCAAUCACAAACCUCGCAAGGAGACCAGGUUUGUGGUAAGUGGUCUGACCACUGGUGAAUCCUACGUGUUCCGUGUCCAGGCUAUCAAUGAGAUUGGUCUCAGUGAUGAGUCCCAGGAGUCUUCUCCUCUGAGUGUCAAGGCAGCCCUCACCACUCCCUCUGCUCCUUAUAAUAUUGCUCUGAUCAACUGUGAUGGUACUUCAAUGGUCCUGAGCUGGAAGAAGCCUCUUCAGUCUGGAGGAGCACCGAUCAAGGAGUACUAUGUGGACAAGAGACGCAGCGGGACAUCCAUGUGGAGGGAGGUCCAUAUCCCUCCACUGUCUGAGAGACUUUACAGGGUGGGGGGUCUGACUGAGGGGGGAGUCUAUCAGUUCCAGGUUUACGCCGCUAACCUGGCUGGUCUUGGACCAGCAUCCAAACAUUCAGCUGACUUCACCUGUGAGGCCUGGACCUUCCCUGAGCCCGGUCCAGCCUAUGACCUGACUUUCUGUGAAGUCAGAGAUGAUUCUUUUGUGGUUGAAUGGCAAAAGCCUCUGUACACUGGUUCUGGACCAAUCACAGGCUACCACGUUGAGUACGCCAAGACAGGCACUUCAGACUGGGUCACAUUCAACGAAACAACCACCACUAACCAUUUCCUGAAGGUGACAGGGCUGGAAGUGGGCAGCACCUACAUCGCAAGGGUGAGACCAGUCAAUGCUGCAGGUGUAGGAAUGGCUUCAAUGACGUCUGAUUCUGUGACAACCAAGGCUGUAGAAGGCCUGAAGGAGGUCUCCUGUGUGGUGGACGAGAAGACUGGUGAUAUUGUCUUUUCAUUCGAGUCUUGCCAAAUGAACUUUGGCUCCAAGUUCGUUUGGAAGAAGGAUUAUAUGGAAAUAACAGAUUUCUCCAAAGGAGUGGAGAUUAAGACUGAAGCAACACGUAUUUCCAAGCUGAUCUUCAAGAACCCAGACAAAGAUGACUUUGGAACCUUCUCUGUUGCUGUCACCAACACUUCUGGAAUCUCCUCCAGCUACUCCAUCACUGCUGAAGAGUUGGUGAAGAUGCUGGCCCUCAGCCAUGACAUCAGACAUCCAAUCAUCCCACUGAAGUCGGAGCUGUCCUACAAGAUUUUGGAGAGAGGAAGAAUGAGAUUCUGGCUGCAAGCCGAGGAGAUUUCUUCCAAUGUCACGUACAAAUUCUUUGCAAAUGACAAAGAGCUGUCCGGAGCCGAUCCAAACAAGAUGGGCCACAACAUCUCCACAGGUGUUAUUGAAUUCAUCAUGGACCAUUUCACCACGGAGAAUGAAGGCACAUAUACCUGCCAGAUUAGGGAUGGAGGAGGCAAAGCCCAGAGCACCCUGGUUCUGAUUGGAGACACUUUCAAGGCAGCACUGGCCGAGGCCGACUACCAGAGGAGAGAGUACAUCCGUGUCAAGGAGGGCCCUCACUUCAGCGAGUUCCUGUCACUACAGAUUGGAGACGACUGCUCCGUCACUUUGGUCUGCAAGGUUGCUAAUUUGAAGAAGGAGUCAGAGUUCCACUGGUACAGAGAGGAUAAAGAGAUCAUCCCUGACGUGAAGCCUGACCUUGGAGCAGGAGUCUGCAAACUGCCAAUUAAACUGUUUUCACUGAAGACUGCAGGCAUCUAUAAGGCCACCAUCAGUGAUGACAGAGGAACAGACAUGAGCCAGAUUGAUAUCUCUGGAAAAGUUUUUGACGACGCCAUAAAUAAGAUCAGCCAACUCGCUGGCGCCAGUGCAGGAGAGCUGGUGAUUAGCUGCACUGCAACAGGCAUUCAGCUUCAGUGCCACAUGAAGUACUACACUGCAGAGAUGGACAUCGUUUGGUUUAAAGGUGCGAGUAAACUCUGCCACAGUGACAAGCAUGUGAUUGGAGGAACCCCUGCUAUGGCAACAAUGGAGAUUAUUGAGCCUGAGGAGAAGGACAAAGGGAUGUAUUCAGUGGUCAUCACCAACUCCGAAAAUUCACACAAACGCAGCCUUGAGCUCAGCGGUGAAGCAUAUGAAAAGGCCUAUGCUGAGUUCCAGAAACUCAAGGCUGAAGCCUAUGCAGAGAAGAAUCGUGGUCAGGUGGUGGGAGGACUGCCUGAUUGUGUCACCAUUAUGGAAAAGAAGACCCUGAGUUUAACUUGCACAGUGUGUGGAGACCCCAAACCACAUGUGUCAUGGAUGAGGAACGGAGUGGAGGUUGAACCCGAUGAGAAGUUUGUGGUCUCCAUGGACCAGGGUAGGUUUGCCAGCCUGACCAUCAAAGGUGUAGUCAUGGAGGAUUCUGGCAGAUACAGCAUGAUUAUCCAGAACAAAUAUGGAGGAGAGUCUGUGGAUAUACUGGUGAGUGUCUACCGUCAUGGAGAGAAAAUCCCGGAUGCCAAACCACUGAUGGCUCCUAAAACCAUCAUCCCUCCCAAACUUCCCAUCGAGAUGCCUCAGACUAAAACCCAGCCUGCCCCAAGCCCCGCCCCAGCUGCUCAAAGCCCCACCCCUUCUAGGGCAGCUGCUGGAAAGGCAGCCAAGAGCCCAACUCCUUCCAGGAGGAAGUGAAAAUAAUACGCAAAAUCAACAACAACAAAAAACCUAGACCACACAGAGUUUUACUGGUGCUGUCCACUCGGGGAAAAAAAUCAACAUAAAUGAAAUCAUCCCACUGUGAAAUUGAUACAAUAGAGUCAAAAGAUAUUUAAAACUGCAACAAUGUGCAAAAUACUUAGUAGUGGGACUAUUAUACGUGAAAUGAAAUUUAAAUAAAGCAAGGUUUUCACA